GCUAGAUGGCAUUCUUUUAAUGUUCGUCUGCUAUGUCUCGUGGUUGCUCUGAUCUGGAUUCUGGAGGUCCUAGUUUUGAAAUGGAGACCGAAAUGAAGUCUCCCAAUAGUUCAACCGAAAAGAAAAUAAACAGCCAAGGAUCUGAAAAGACGAAAAAGAAAAAAAACUCAAAAGGCAAGUUGCAUCCAGGCCGCGUUAAAACAAGUGCUAUUGAGCAACAUGAAAUCAAAAACCUAGAAAUACGCUACACAGCUGUUGAAACAUCAGCCAUUCAAAAAUUUAGGGACAUUCCACUUUCAAAGAAAACGUUGCAAGGCCUCAAGCAAAACGAGUAUGUCACACCGACUGAUGUGCAAAAAGAGAGCAUUGUUCUCGCUCUUCGAGGAAUGGAUGUGCUGGGAGCUGCCAAGACUGGCAGCGGGAAAACCUUAGCCUUUGUUAUUCCCGUCCUUGAAAGGCUAUAUUGCUUGCAGUGGACCCGACUAGAUGGGCUUGGUGCUCUGAUCAUUACCCCUACCCGUGAGCUUGCAUAUCAGAUUUUUGAAACAUUCAGGAAGGUUGGAAUUCAGCAUGACUUUUCUGCUGGUCUAAUCAUUGGAGGAAAGGAUCUCAAUUUUGAGAGAAAACGAUUAGACCAGUGCAACAUCAUGAUCUGCACACCUGGAAGAGUACUCCAUCACAUGGAUGAAAAUCCAUUAUUUGACUGCUCCAACCUUCAAAUCUUGGUUAUUGAUGAGGCCGAUCGCUGUUUGGAUCUCGGUUUCCAGCAAACGAUGAAUGGCAUCAUUGAAAAUCUACCUCCCAAAAGGCAAACGUUGUUAUUUUCCGCUACGCAAACCAAGUCGGUCAAAGAUCUCGCGCGGUUGAGUUUAAAGGACCCGGUCUACGUUUCUGUUCAUGAACACGCACAAUACUCUACACCUGAGUCUUUACGUCAAAGCUACAUUAUAACUCCCAUACAAAACAAAAUCGACAUUUUGUGGUCUUUCCUUCGAAGCCAUAGGAAAAAAAAGCUUAUCGUUUUUUUGACUUCUUGCAAGCAGGUUCGAUUCAUCCAUCAAGCUUUUACCCGUCUACGACCAGGCCUUCCCGUGUUGGCCUUGUAUGGCACUAUGCACCAAAUGAAGCGCAUGUCAGUCUACGAAGAGUUUUGCGAAAAAGAAACUGCCGUCUUGUUCGCCACGGACAUUGCCGCACGAGGAUUAGACUUUCCCAACAUUGAUUGGGUUCUUCAAAUGGAUUGCCCAGAUGAUGCUAGUAGUUAUAUACAUCGAGCAGGCCGGACUGCACGCUAUCAGAAAGGAGGUGAAUCGUUGCUGAUGUUGUUGCCGUCUGAGGAAGCUAUGGUUGAACAGUUGGCUCAAAAGAAAAUUCCCAUCCAGAAAAUUGAAGUAAACCCCGCAAAACUUUUUUCUAUCCAACGCAAACUCGAAGCUAUGCUUGCUCGUGAUGUGGAAUUGAAACAAAUGGCCCAGCGCGCAUUCGUCACUUAUGCAAAGUCAAUUUUCCUCAUGAAAGACAAGUCAAUUUUUGAUGUCACCGCCAUCGAUUUGAACGCUUUGGCACGGUCGUUGGGUUUGGCUCUUGCACCACGAGUCCGUUUUCUACAAAAACAUUUGAAGGCAACAACAACGGCUGAACCACCACAAGCUCCUCGCAUGCUGAAACCAAAUUAUGACAGCCCAGAUAACAAGGAAGUCGGUGUUGAAUCGAGUGAGCAGAAGUGGAGGAGGAAUGACUUGGAAGCAGCUUAUAAUUUCCAUGCAGAAAAUGAAGAACAGGAUUCCGACAGUGAUGAAGGCAUUUUCAAACUCAAGCGCAAAGACCACGCAUUGCCUGGCGUAGUAGAAUCCGAAGAAGAGGUUGCUGUUGAGAAAAAGAAAAAGGAAAAAAUUUUGACAAAAGAAAAAGUAGCCAAACGCAUCCUUGCCAAAAAACUCAAAGCCAAUAAAAUUGUCAACUUUGACGAUGAUGGAAAUAGGAUUUACGAUGCCUCCCGCGAAAAGGUUUCAGAGCUCGGUCGAAACCUGGAAAUUGAAGCCUUGAUGUCGGUUACUGGCGGCAUCAAUUUGGAUGAAGCCAAAAGGGCAAUGGAAGAAGAAGAUAAAUACGACAAAGAACUUUUCCGUCAACGCAUCAAAGCCAAACAUCGCGAAGAUCGCCUUAAAGCCAAAGCAGAACGUAGAUUAGCUAACCGGGUAGACAAGGAAGACGAAAAAUCUGUGGAUGACGAAGAGGAAGAUGAGGAAGAUGAGGAAGAUGAGGAGAGUCUUGAUGGAUCAGUUGCAGAUAUUAUCGACGCUUUGCCUGAUCCCGAUCGCAUCUACGGUUCCAACCAAGGCGGCAGCGAUGAAGAUGGCGAUGUCUAUAGGGGGCCAGCCGUUGCAAAGAAACGUACACGACUGAGCGAAAGUGAAGACGAUGAUGAAGAAUAUAGCGAUGACGAAAGUGAAGAGGAAGAAGUACCUAUCAAGCAAAAAACGAUUUCAAAGUACGACAUUAGGAAACGAUCCCAAUCGAGUGGCGAUGACGAUAACCAAGAUCAACCUUCACCAACAAAGACGAAAAAGAAAUGGGUCAAGAAGAAACCUCCAAAAAAACAGAAACCGGCCAAAAUUAAUAAAUUCGACACAGGCUUGGAUCUGGCUAUGGACGAAGAAUUGGCUCUUCAUAUUCUUGGCUCUAAAAACUGAGAAGCCUUCGUGAAAUACACCGUCAGCUAAAUGGA
Molecule: messenger RNA, 2728 nt
Organism: Daphnia magna
Lineage: Eukaryota; Metazoa; Arthropoda; Branchiopoda; Diplostraca; Daphniidae
Product: probable ATP-dependent RNA helicase DDX10
Exons: 7
Coding region: 33-2693 (886 amino acids)
Biological process (GO): rRNA processing
Cellular component (GO): nucleus
Molecular function (GO): nucleic acid binding; ATP binding; RNA helicase activity
Source: RefSeq, a predicted model, not a curated record